Adineta ricciae is the source of this 2328-nucleotide messenger RNA. The record is from the annotation of a GenBank genome assembly. NCBI's taxonomy places the organism in Eukaryota, Metazoa, Rotifera, Eurotatoria, Adinetida, Adinetidae.
AUGUCUCGAAGCGCCAAACGAAUUAAACUUGAACCCGUCACACAUUCCAAUGGCAGUACCAAAGAGGUCAAACAUCCCCUAUAUUCGGGUCAAUUUAUGACGUCAAGCAUCGAAAAUGAUCCCGAGCCGAUCGAUGUACCGUGUCCAUCGCCGAUUCCUAAUGCGACAGCACAAGGUUUACCAAUUCUGAAUGAUGCAACGCAAGGUGGACCCGAACGACGUACCGAAGCUCACGGUCAAUUUUCGAGUCUCUAUUCACUUCUUCGUGUCUUCAAUCAUGUCUAUCGAUCGAACUUAACAUCGCCAAAGUGGAAGAAUUUUCGUGGAUCACGUAUUGAAUGUCAAGAUAAAAUUCGUUUGAAUAAUGUCAUUUGGCGAACGUGGCAUCAGCAAUAUAUUCUCAGUCGGAAUACGAUUGUUUGUCAGUUUGUGUCUCCAUUGGAUACAAGUCAAACUUUGCCAACACAAUUGACUCAACAAUCGAAACAACAAUUGUUGAACAGUUUGAAAGGUGAAUAUAUCAAAUGGAGACAAAAUUCGAAAAAAGCACUACGAAAAGUCGAAAAUGACAUUUCGAGUGAAGAAAUGAAGAAUCUGUUGGGAAAAGUUGCAGAGAUCCAUACACCAAAAGUAAUGCCUAACUUUCGUCGUCCGGCAACGCCAUCGCCUGAACCGUGUAAUCUCUUCGAUGAAUUCGAUCUCAUCGAAGACCAAUUGCUAUUCUCAACAACAAAUACAUUCAAUGACAAAGACGCUGUUGUGGUUGUAUUAGCUUUGUUCUGUGGAAAACGCGUGAUUUGCCAUGUUCAUGAACACAAUGGUUUAUUUUUAGGUCUUGGUGGCAAUCCGGAUUUGUAUCAGCCGGUAAUGGGUCAAUGCCAUUUUGAUUUUACGUCAUUAUUUGAGGACUUGGAACAGUCGAUAACAACUGACGUUUUCAACAUGCGGUAUCAAACCGAACAGUUACCAUUGAAUAAUUAUCAACCACAAACACAAUAUAGUUUGAACUUACCAAACCAAUCACAGGAUAAUCUAAAUCACUUUCCGACAUUGGUCUCUCCUCCGAAUGAUCGUUCAAGUCUUCCAAUGAAUCAUCAGAAGUCUCUUCUCAACCAAACCAGUACUCCUAUGAAUGUCAACGACUUGAAUCCAAUGAACAUCUACAAUUCAACACAUUACGAACCAUUAACACCGCAUUCUCUUCCAUUCGAUACUUAUUCACCGACAUCAAUGUCAAAAUCAAUCAAUAAUAACAAAAACAUCAAUCAGAUGAUAACGUCAUCGUCCCCAACCAAUCUGAUGAUGAACACGCCGCAAACACCGUCAACGAGUUAUUUACCACCAGUGACAAAUAAACCAUCGACACUGGUUAAUCUUCUUCAUCAGAAACAUCCAUCUGUGGUCGAACGAUCGCCACCCGAGAAUAAAACAACGAAACAAACAAGAAAAACUCCACAACGAAAAACACAAACGAAACGGUUGUCCACAACCACUCAUAAAACGUCUAACAUUCAGCAAAUGCCGAAUCCGAACCAUACGAUGUUAAAUUUUCCUCUAACAUGCAAAUCGAAAACGCAUCGUCCUGUGAGUCGAGCAGUCUCAGAAGAUAUACCGAUGAUGCAACAAUUUAACAUGCCAGCACCUUCAGCAACUACUAAACAUAGUAUGUCCAUACCUGGAAAUCUUUCGUUGUUAAACAACGAUAUGUUAAGUCAAGACCCUUCACCAUCGAACUUCAAUGCUGAGAGUAAACGUCGUCGAAAUAUUAAGAGUGGUUUUGAUAAUCUACAAACAAUAAUUCCUAAACUCAACGAUCCAUUGAAUGCCAAAAUGAGCAAAGCACAGAUGCUCGGAGCUACGGCGAGUUACAUUCAAGAAGUAAUAGAUAUGCGUGAUACAAUGCGAAGAGAACUAGAUAUGUUACAGCGAGAAAAGGACGAAUUACAAUAUAAAAUUUCUCAAUAUCAAACAAGUUUACCCGCUGAUGGUAUGCCUGUUGUCUCCGCAGGACAACGUUCACGUGAAGCAGCGAAUGCACUCUAUCAAGCAUAUGUAGCUGAUCGUACGCAAAAUAACUGGCUCUUCUAUCCUUUUUCAUUAAUACUUCGUCAUCUAUUUGACUCAUUUCAAAACACAGUCACAUGUGAUUCGACUGACAAGUUUCUACGCUCGAUUAAUGAAUGGAAAACUCAUUCGUUGAGCUUAGUUCAGCUAAGACAAGCAGCGUCUCAAGCAGUCAUGGACAUCGGUCAACGAACAUCGUUGAUUACAGCACCAGAGCGUGUACCGGAUGAAUGCGUACGAUUAGCAAUUCGCGACAAUCAAUAG